ACCAAAUCAUGAUGUGCGAUCCGGUAUGCCUUAUGCGAAGACGCAAUUUUCUCAAGAUAAUCAGUCAUUACACAGCAGCGAUACAAAGAGUGCUGCAUGGUGAGGGUAAAGGCAUCAGCGUUGACGAAGAGCUUCUUAGAUAGCGCAAUACCUUGUGCCGUUGGGAAGACAGCUCAAGUCCACUGUAUUCCUAGUAUACAGGCCGCUAUAACAGGGCCACACCGCUGAAGUUCAGGUACCCUCCUAUCGGGUACUCAUGGGCUCCAGAUCAGGCAAGUAACCAUCCCACAAGCCACAACUCCAGCCUCACCUCCACCCGCCAUCGCUGACGCAGCUUGAACGUCCAUCCACGCCGACACCGAUAUAGCUUCCAAUUAAUACAGGAAUACUCCCAGCAUUUCGAGUCGCACGGACAAACACCAACACCAACACUGAGCUGAUAAUACCGAAUUACCAAGAUGUCAAUUAUCCAGCAGCAUACGAGCGCGACGCUCGGUGACGCCUGGCGCACUAUCAACAUCGACGCCUUGAACGAAGACUCCAGCGUCAAUUUCGACACCUCAACUCUGCACCCCCCACAGCCCGAGAUCGACGAGGCGGAAGUGCGACAGCUUUCUGGGCAGAUCAGACAGCUUCUGAGAGGCGGUGAUGCUGAGGGAGCUUUGAGGGGCAGCUUGGAGACGCCAGUAUACAACGGAACGGAUGCCGCCAAGGAUGCUCACUUGCAUACCAUCAUUGAGGUCCUUCAGUCGAUUAAGGCAAGCGACAUGUCCCCCUUGCUGAAAAGCAUCUAUGGAACUGAGGGCGGUUCUGAGUGCUUGGAUGUCCUGAUGAAGUAUAUCUACAAGGGAAUGGCCACGGUUCACCCUGGAACAGCUUCGCGAUCACCGAACAAGGUUACACCUCAAUCGACAGGAGGUUUCAGCCAGAUCGCCGGACGACCUGGCUCGAACGAGCCCGCAACAGCAGCCAUGAGCGUGCUCCUGAGUUGGCACGAGAAGGUCGUUGAGGUCGCUGGUCUGGGAUGUAUCGGCCGAACAAUGACCGACUGGCGAAAGGUUUAGGGGCCAGAUACGUGUUCGCGAUGAUGAGCGGUCAAGAAUACAUAGAAUCAUGAACCCAAUUCAUAAGCCGCAGAGUAAAACCCCGUCCGCGGAACAUAGCUCUGAUGUUACAUUAUUUACAUCAU
This is a messenger RNA of Fusarium redolens, 1189 nucleotides long. Its product is annotated as actin-related protein 2/3 complex subunit 5. The record is from RefSeq and is a predicted model, not a curated record. Gene Ontology annotation, cellular component: actin cytoskeleton; cytoplasm; Arp2/3 protein complex. NCBI's taxonomy places the organism in Eukaryota, Fungi, Ascomycota, Sordariomycetes, Hypocreales, Nectriaceae. Bases 459 to 1064 code for a protein of 201 amino acids. The transcript has 3 exons. Gene Ontology annotation, biological process: regulation of actin filament polymerization; Arp2/3 complex-mediated actin nucleation. Gene Ontology annotation, molecular function: actin filament binding.